UUAUAAUUUUAGAUCUAACGAGUUCGGUCCAAUCGGAUUUGGAUUCUAAACCGUAGCAGAGCUGGGUUGGAUUUUGUAGUAUAUGUUCACAGGAAUCUAGGGGUCAAGCCUUUAAAUCAGUACUUCAAAAAGAAAACAAUAUAGCGCACCUGAGUACCUGAGUACAGUUUCUCACUAGUCACUACCAUGCUAACACCUCAACCUCCUGCACUUCUCCCUGAAACGCCAAUGCUUCAAUCCACUCCUGAUCUCCCUGCUUACUUGCAGGAAAAGGAGCUUUUCCAAGAGUUGAGGGACUUGAUAGUGUCACUACCCGCCGAAAAAGGCUGGGUUGCAAAUUAUCUCCAUCAAUAUCAGGGUUUCUGGCACACUACUAGGCAACUCCAAGGAGUACUAGCUUGCCAAAAACAUUUCCAAGCUCAUCAUACUGAUAUCCUCCUCGUCACCACUCCUAAAUCAGGCACCACUUGGUUGAAGGCGAUAAUGUUUGCCUUGAUGAAUCGGGCUCGCUUUCCUGACCCUAAACAACACCCUUUGCUCACCAACAAUCCUCAUGUGCUUGUGCCUUUCCUGGAACUGGAAUACAUUGAUACACAGUUCCCUGACUUCACCAGCUUCAUCUCUCCAAGGCUGUUUUCAACCCAUUUGCCAUUUGUGUCGCUUCCAAAAUCUGUGGAGGAUUCAGGUUGCAAGUUUGUUUACUUGUGCAGGAACCCUAAGGAUACUUUUGUGUCCCUUUGGCACUUCACUAACAAGCUGAGAAAACCUAAAGAAAAGGUUGAAAAUUCGCUUGAAGAGGCCUUUGACAAAUUCUGUAGGGGUGUGAGCUUGUGUGGGCCAUUCUGGGAUCAUGUUUUGGGAUAUUGGAAGCAGAGCUUGGAAGACCCUGAAAGGGUAUUGUUCUUGAAGUACGAGGACUUGAAGAAAAAACCCAAAGCGCUGCUGAGGAGACUAUCUGAGUUCUUGGGAUGUCCAUUUUCUCAAGAAGAAGAAAACUAUGGUGUGACGGAUGAAAUCUUGAACUUGUGUAGUUUUGACAAGUUGAGCAAUCUGGAGGUGAAUAAGACCGGAAAAUUACCCUCCGGAGAGGAGAACUGCACCUUCUUUCGGCGAGGUGAGGUAGGAGAUUCCAUGAAUUAUCUGACGGCUGAUAUGUUAGAAAAAAUGGACCGCAUCACAGAACAAAAGCUGAAGAGUUGUGGUUUAAGUUUGCUGUAAGUAUCUUUAAUCUUAAUGAUGUCUGAGUGGCUGUACUAAAUCAUGGUUGGUAUGUCUGCUGCCUUAUCGUCAAUUAUUAUUAAGGUAAGAUCUUUGUUAUGUACGAUAAUGUCUUAUUGGAAGGCAUAUAUUAUAUUAUAUUGUAAUAAGAUUCUGCUUUUUAUGAUUAAA
This is a messenger RNA of Hevea brasiliensis (rubber tree), 1389 nucleotides long. Its product is annotated as cytosolic sulfotransferase 12. NCBI's taxonomy places the organism in Eukaryota, Viridiplantae, Streptophyta, Magnoliopsida, Malpighiales, Euphorbiaceae. Gene Ontology annotation, cellular component: cytoplasm. The transcript has a single exon. The record is from RefSeq and is a predicted model, not a curated record. Bases 187 to 1218 code for a protein of 343 amino acids. Gene Ontology annotation, molecular function: sulfotransferase activity. Gene Ontology annotation, biological process: sulfation.